GACUGCUUUGCUCCGCUGACGACGGCGGUCAGCGACUGCAAGUGCCAGUGCGCUGCUGGAGGGCACGGCGAUGUGUGCGUCCCGGCGCCUGUGCCUGCUGGUCCGCCACCACCGCCACCGCCGCCCGCACCACCGUCACCGCCGCCGAUUGGUGAGUGCAUCAGCGACAUGGUGUACCCCGAGGUUGCGCAGGCAGUGGGCAGCGGGCUGUCGUGGCUGUGCUACCGCAACGUGACGUUCAGCGGGGGUGGCAUGAUCCUGACGGUGCUGAUUGGGGGGAUGACGGGCGACGUGGCGAACAUCACGUUUGAUGGAUGCACGUGGAGGGACGGCGCUGUACUGUUGCUGGCGGGCGACGCGCACGCCGCUGUGGAGUCGCUGAACGUUUUUGUCACCGGCAACACGUUCGAUGACGCGCUUCUUAGCCCGGAGGGUGAUUUUCCGCCGCACACGAACAUCACCAUCAGCGGGAACCGCUUCAAGGUCACGAGGCUGAUCUCUCGGUCGGGCUUGGACAUUAGAAGGCCGUCGUGUGUAGCGAUGAAUGAGCUGGUGGUCAGCAAUGACUCCGCGGUGGUGCUCAGUGGCAAUGUGUUUCAGAGCGUGACGGCAUCGUCAAGUGCCAUUUACGUUGUUGGAUCUGUGCUGAGGGUGUCGUGGCACUCCCUGUUUGCGGUGGUGGGCAACACGUUUCAUAUGGACGACGGUGGCGCUACGGUGAUAUAUCUUGGAGGGUCUUUCCAAUCCUCGUCGCUGGAUGUACUGAACAACUCCGCCGUGGUGAUCCGAGACAACGUUGCGUCGAGGCCGGUAAGUUACUUCAUGUUAUUUCCUUCGACAUUACGUGUGGAGUCCUGGUCAGCGGCUGUGUUUCAGGGCAAUGACAUGCAGGGAAGCUCGGUUGUGCUCUUUUUGAACUACUACACCUAUGUCUACUACAACUCCUGGCUGCAGUUGAGCGGCAACCUCUGCCGUGAAUCCCCAUCGGAUGCCUUUGCCUAUGCAUACCCCAGGGUAAAUCUACGGAACUCCACGGUGUCUGUGUCCGGCAACAAAUUCAUUUCCAGCACGGGCACGCCGAAGGUGCUUUGGAUAUUAUUAGGGUCCAGCGAUCUCACAAACGGAACGGUUGUGGCCGCGUGCAACACAGUGAAUGACAAGGAGGGGGCGAGAUACAGUAUUCCGUCUGCGUACAAUGCGACCAUUCUGAGCUGCAGCGACCCAUGCACCCUCGCGGCGUCGUGCUUCCCCGCGUACACGGCGACGGUGUCGAGUGAUGGCUGCGCUUGCACGUGCGCUGAGGGCGGCCACGGCAAUGCGUGUUUGCCCGUCGCUGUUCCCGAGCCACCGAGCACUGACGGCGCCGACUCGUGCGUACAGGACGUGCGUGUGGAUGAGGAGGUGAACGCCGGUUUCGGGACGUCGGUGGUGUGUUACGUUGGUGUGACCUUUGCGGCGGACGUCGUGGUGGACGUGGAGUCGAUGUCGGGGAGCGUGCGCAACGUGACGCUGGUGAACUGCACUUUUGUGGGCAGAGCGAGCCUGUACGUUGUUGGGUGGCGUUCCGACCCGCCUGCUGGCCAGCGCGCCGAUGUGUUGAUCGGCGGGCUCGAGUCGCGCUCCGGCGGCGGCGUGGUGGUGGCGAACCUAUUUCCGCCGGGCUCGCGCGUCACUGUGGUGGACUCGGUGCUGGUCGCAGAGAAGCGCAUUGCGUACCGCGGGCGCUACGGCCUUGGUGACGCCUCCGCGUGCCUUGUGGUGCA
Trypanosoma cruzi is the source of this 1763-nucleotide messenger RNA. Its product is annotated as dispersed gene family protein 1 (DGF-1), putative. The annotation marks the transcript as partial. The transcript has a single exon. NCBI's taxonomy places the organism in Eukaryota, Euglenozoa, Kinetoplastea, Trypanosomatida, Trypanosomatidae. The record is from RefSeq and is a predicted model, not a curated record.